Molecule: messenger RNA, 1905 nt
Organism: Astyanax mexicanus (Mexican tetra)
Lineage: Eukaryota; Metazoa; Chordata; Actinopteri; Characiformes; Acestrorhamphidae
Product: DOMON domain-containing protein FRRS1L
Exons: 5
Coding region: 229-1068 (279 amino acids)
Biological process (GO): regulation of glutamate receptor signaling pathway
Source: RefSeq, a predicted model, not a curated record
CCUCUAUUCGGCCUCAACCCCCCCCCUCGGUGGCGCAGUUUAUCGUCGGUGCUACAGCUCUACAAAUCUACUAUCCUCUUUAUUAAUCCAUCUGCUUCUAAUAAACACGGUUUAAUCAGAUUAGGAUGAGCUAAGAGAUGUAAUGUGAGACCAGAGGACCAAAUGCGACCCCAGACGUGAGCCCCCCUGCUAACCCUGACUAGAAGAAGCCAGAAAAAGCCUGUGGUGAUGUUUCUCCUGCAGCUUGCUCUGCUGCUGGAGCCCAGCCUGUGGCGGGCGAGCCUGGCCAGCCCUACCGACGACAACGCACUCCGGGCCGGCCACGGAGAGCACGGAGAGCCGGGGCACAAAGACCACCACCACAAGGACUCCUACAGUACCUUCGCCUCAGAGUUCCUCGAGUCCAGGUACCUCUCGGAUGAAGGUUAUCCCUUUCCAACGGCACCUCCUGUUGACCCAUUCGCCCGCAUCAAAGUCAGCGACUGUGGAAUAACAAAAGGCUGUAUCAGGUACGGAAAGCCAGGCUGUGAUGCAGAAACGUGUGAUUACUUCUUGAGCUUCAGGCGCAUCGGCACAGAUGUGGAGUUUGAGAUGAGUGCAGACACAGAUGGCUGGGUUGCUGUGGGAUUUUCUUCAGACAAGAAAAUGGGAGGAGAUGAUGUCAUGGGCUGUGUUCAUGAUGAUAACGGGCGAGUGAGGAUCCAUCACUUCUAUAACGUGGGUCAGUGGGCUAAAGAGAUAAAGCGGAAUCCAGCACGAGACGAGGAGGGAAUCUUCGAGAACAACAGGGUCACCUGCCGCUUCAAGCGCCCACUGCACGUCCCGCGAGAGGAGACGCUGGUGGACCUGCAUCUCAGCUGGUACUACCUGUUCGCCUGGGGACCUGCUAUACAGGGUUCCAUUACGAGGCAUGACAUCGACAAUCCGCCAGUAUCUGAUCGCAUGAUCAGCAUUUACAAAUAUGAGGACAUUUUCAUGCCCGCUGCCGCCUACCAGACUUUCUCCUCCCCUUUCUGCCUCCUUCUUAUCGUGGCCCUUACCUUCUACCUGCUCAUGGGAACCCCGUAACACCCAGGGACCCCAGUGGACUGCCACAGGCACCGGGGCGAGGGGCUAAACUCAUCCUGGGGUGACUUUCUGCGACCAGCUAAGGCUUUGGCCAUAUAUAAGCAUUAGGGACUGGCAGCAAUAAAUCAGUAUCUGAGAAUUAUCACAAAAUAGCAACAGCAGCAAGCUAGCUACUGACAUGACUGCAGUAGAAAGUCAUCUCCAGCGAGCUAGACUUCCACAGGGGAGUAGAGAUUAGGACGAGGACUAUGGUAUUAUUAGCCAUAUUUACUGUAUUAAUUUAGUGUGUAUUACUGUAAGAUCAAUUCAGGAUGCCAUAGAAAUGACAAUGACAUGCCUUAUCUGUUUAACAGAUGUAUGCACAAUUACUGUGGCUAUGUCAGCUUCUUAUCCUGGUCUGUUGCAUCUCCUAUAUACGGUCUCUGUGUUUCGUAUAACUUAACGCUGUUAUGGCAUGUCAAAUCAAGUGCCAAAUGCAUGGAAAUAAUUCAGGAAAAAUGUUAAUAUAUUCACUGCUGCACAAUGACCAUCCUGUAUUCAGGGGUACUGCACUUUCUCUGCCACUAGAGGGAGCUAUAGUAAUAAUGUUCAUCCGCAGCUGCUGAGCAGAAUAUGUCCAACAGUAUUCAGACGUCCUCCAAUUAUAUAUAAACCCUUUGUUAACAAAACUACAGUAUUAACCCUUAGCAUUCACAGUGUUCACCUCAUCGAAAGGACUGUCGUUAAAAGUGCAGGUUCAAAGGUUUCCAUUGAUAUCACUACUGUGUCUGUGAGUAGAACAGCAGAUAUUUUAUUAUUACUUGAUUUUAUUAUUGAUUAAAUGUUAUUCUUCAUACA